Amyelois transitella is the source of this 1818-nucleotide messenger RNA. It is a transcript of the gene dmpd, whose product is annotated as F-box only protein 28. Gene Ontology annotation, biological process: positive regulation of DNA-templated transcription. Gene Ontology annotation, cellular component: nucleus. Lineage: Eukaryota; Metazoa; Arthropoda; Insecta; Lepidoptera; Pyralidae. Gene Ontology annotation, molecular function: protein binding; transcription coactivator activity. The record is from RefSeq and is a predicted model, not a curated record. The coding region runs from base 179 to 1681 and encodes 500 amino acids. The transcript is spliced from 8 exons.
CUCCCUCCCUCCAUGACCAAACCAACCAAACCCAACAAAAAACAUUUUUGUGAAAGCGUAGCGCGUUUUUAACUACUGCGUCUCAUUUAAUUUAUUAGUUCGUAUAAAAAUUCAAAUUAUUCCACAAAACAUGUUCAUAAACUCUUGACUUUCAGAAUUAUAAUUUGUACGAGGAAAAAUGGUAUCGACACGGCAGAUGAGUAGCGUAGGAGGUAGUGGCAGCAGUGAUGGUGCAGGUCCAUCUCACGUUGAACCAGCAGCGGUGUCGCGUGUCACCAGGCAUUCAAGCGCACUACUCCCUGGAGGCUCUUCGCCGCACGCCAGCACCUCAAAGUGUACAUCUUUAGUGCCAGCAUCAAAAUCGGCUACUAAUUUCCUCGAUCUGCCCAUUGAAGUCAUAGAUAAGAUCUUUAGCUACUUGGGUUUUAAGACAGUGUCACACAUGAGAAUGGUCAAUCGGCAGUUCAACACUAUCUGCAGUACCAUUUUAAAUUCAACAUUUCAACGUCUCCAAAAUCAGAUGUUGCACAGAUUCCAGUCAAUAAAGGCAAAGAUGCCUCGUCGAGAAUCGGCUCGCAGAAGUCAUCCUUUGGCCUGUGAAUCAGACAUCAUUGAAACUUUGCACAUGAGGCUAAGCUUACUGCAAAUGACAUUUGGCAAACACAUUGAAAGGAAACACUGCUGUUUUUUCCCGGGAGAGAUACUGGAUGAGGUGUAUAGUAUUUUGUCAUACUUGAAGACUACCACCAAAUUAGCCAGACCUUAUAAAGUCACUGAUGAGUUAUUUGAUUUGACAACCAUGGCCAUGGAGUAUUUCAAGGAACACAUAGAGCCUAAUUUACCAGAGAUAACAUAUUUUGGAACAGAUUUCUUUGAUAUCACAACUGCAUUUUCUCCGGGUGAGAGCAGUAAAUCGUACAUGUGCCUAGACUCUCCUCCGCCGAGCGGUUUUGAGUCUUCUUCUCAACAACAAGGGGGGAGUUCUUCGUGCGAUCGUCGCGUGUCCUCCCUUAACAUGUAUAUGGAAGAAAGCCUGCCGCCUUCCCCUCCGCCGCCGCAGAGUAAUAUGGUGCUUAGGAAAAGGAUACAUCGUAUCAAACAAGGGAUGAAGAAGUACAAUGAUCAGUUAUCAGCAUUACGUAGCGAUUUGCGCAGUUGCAAGCGCAAAACCGCGCUGCAGCAGAAGCAAAUUGCUGAGCAGCAGAAACAGAUUGCUGAACAGCAAAAGCAAACUUUAGAAUAUGCAAAUCGCCUUGAUGACUAUGAUAAGAAGAACGAGGAGACCAGCCGAAAGUUUCAAACUCUUCUUCAGGAGCUAAACAAAUGCAAGACGGAGUUGCAGUACUGGCGGUCUCGUUCGCCCGCCGUGCCGCCUCUGUGCGCGGAAUGCGGCGCCUCGUUACGUAUGUCGCCGUCGUCGUCUUUAGCACAGUGGCUAGGAUCGAGCUCCGAGGCCGGACCGGCGGAGUGGUCCGGCGACGCGGCCGCCGCCAGCGCCGGGCCGGCCGUGGGGGCGGCCGUGGCGGCGGAGACGCCGGUGGAGGGCCGCAGCGACGCCAAGCCCGAGGCGGCCGCCGACACGCCGCCCGCGCCCGCCGCGCGCCGCCGCGCCUCCGCCGAGCCCGGCGCCGCCACGCCCGAGCGCAAGAAGCGCCGCCUCACGCGCCCGCGCAAGCUUUGAAAACGACGCGGGUAAUCGCGACGCCUGCGAGCGACGCAUUCAUUGGCGCGUGCUACUCCGUAGGGAACGCGAUGACAGCUUUGAUAAUCUUAAUACCGGUUUAUGUGUUGCGCGUGGCAGGUAGGCCACAGAAAUUU